GGAGCGACAGGUCUCGGGCCCCCUGGCGGAGCGGCGGGGCGCCGGACCCCCAAGUGGAGCGACAGGUCUCGGGCCCUCAGGCGGAGCGGCAGGGCGCGCGCGGACCCCCAGGUGGAGCGACAGGUCUCGGGCCCCCAGGCGGAGCGACAGGUCUCGGGCCCUCAGGCGGCAAGCGGCGGGCGCCGGAAACCCCCAGGUGGAGCGACGGGGUCUCGGGCCUCAGGCGGAGCGGCGGGCGCGGACCCCCAGGUGGAGCGACAGGUCUCGGGCCCCCAGGCGGGAGCGACAGGUCUCGGGCCCCCAGGCGCGGAGCGGCGGGGCGGGCCGGCCCCAGGUGGAGCGACAGGUCUC
Molecule: messenger RNA, 351 nt
Organism: Staurois parvus
Lineage: Eukaryota; Metazoa; Chordata; Amphibia; Anura; Ranidae
Source: the annotation of a GenBank genome assembly